AUGGACUUCCCGGACGACUUCCUGUUGACGGAGCUGAGCCACCUGCAGCUGUACAACGAGACCCUGUACCACAGUAACCUGAGCAACUUCUACAACGAGACGGACACGCUGCUCCCCACCAGCGUCAAGGUGACCAUCGUGGUGGUCUACAUGAUCGUGUGUGUCAUCGGCCUGGUCGGCAACUUCCUGGUCAUGUAUGUCAUCAUCAGCGUGGCGUGCUCCUGGGAGGUCAGGCGGCACCGGAGCGUGGGCGGAGCCUGGAUCUCCUGCUGCCGCCGUCUCUUCUCUCUCCACACGUAG
Messenger RNA from Knipowitschia caucasica, 300 nucleotides. Lineage: Eukaryota; Metazoa; Chordata; Actinopteri; Gobiiformes; Gobiidae. The record is from the annotation of a GenBank genome assembly.